AUGCCAGGGAUACCUGGUUAUUCAGGUCCUCCAGGUCUUCCAGGUGAACCAGGAAAUGUUGGUCUGCCAGGAUGGCCAGGAAUACCAGGAUAUAAUGGAACCAAGGGUGACCAGGGAUUCCCAGGGAUUCCGGGGCCAGGAGGACUUCCAGGAUUACCAGGUCCUAAAGGCAUCAAAGGAGAGAGGGGGUAUCCUGCAAUUGGCUAUGAUGAGGGUGACAGAGCUAGAGGUGAUCCUGGACUUCCAGGAAUGCCUGGCUCUCAGGGUGAGCCAGGACCUCAAGGAUUACCAGGUGAAGUUGGAACAGAGGGCCCUCCAGGAUUUCCAGGAGAACAAGGAAGAUCUGGAUUGCCAGGGCCCAAGGGUCUCAUGGGUGUUAAAGUCAUUGGAGCCAAAGGUAGAAAGGGUGACAGUGGAUUAAUGGGCCCCCCUGGACCACCAGGAACUGUUAUUGUAACACUAACUGGAGCUGAAAAUACAACGGAAUUAAAAGGAGCUAAAGGAGAAAGAGGAUCACAGGGACCCUCUGGACCACCAGGAGAAUCAGGUUUACCUGGUGAUUUUCAAAGUGAACGGGGAGAUAAAGGAGAGCCAGGCUCUGAGGGUAAGCCUGGAAAGGACGGCAUCCCCGGUCCACCUGGCUCACGGGGAGCAAAAGGUGAUCAAGGUUUGCAAGGAUUGUCUGGAAAAGCUGGAUUAAAGGGGAGUAAAGGUGAAGUUGGCCGACAAGGAAUUCAGGGUCCAACAGAGUAUUACAAUGAGAUGCCUGGUGAAAAAGGAAAUAAAGGCUACACUGGGCCUCCAGGACCUAAAGGGCAGCCUGGAAGACCUGGGCUAAGAGGUCCUCCCGGGGCAACUGGUAGGCCAGGUGUUUCAAGACCUGGUCCAAGUGGUCCACAAGGUGGUUCAGGCCUCAAAGGAAAUAAAGGAGAGAGAGGGAAGCAUGGCACAAAUGUUAUUGGUCCACCAGGAUUUCCUGGAUCUCCAGGUAGACCUGGCCAACCAGGAUUGCCAGGUUCCCCAGGAAAACAAGGUACUAUAACUUUAACAAAAGGAGAACCAGGACCAUCUGGGAAUCCAGGAUGCACGGGUUCUCCAGGACUUCCAGGAGAAAGUGGAGCUAAAGGUGAAAAAGCAGGCCCGUGUAACCAGUGUACCUAUGUUAUUGGAGCACCUGGCCCUACUGGUAUUCCUGGACCAGAGGGCCAACAAGGAGUCAAAGGUGGGGAAGGAAAAGUUGGCCCUAAAGGAUCUGAAGGAGCCCCUGGGUCUCGGGGGCCUCCUGGAAUUCAAGGUCUUCCUGGUCUUCCAGGAGAACAGGGUCUUAAAGGAUUGAAAGGUCUUCCAGCGUAUGCACCAUCAGAAGGUCCCAAAGGAGACAAAGGAGAAGCAGGUCACAGAGGAUGCACAGGAGAAAAAGGUGCAGAUGGGUUACCUGGAAAAACUGGGUUGAAAGGUUCAAGAGGAUAUGUGGGAGAAAAGGGAUCUGAUAGUCCAAAAGGGGACAGAGGUCCUCCAGGAACAAUUGGUAGGCCAGGUCUUCUUGGAGAGGUAGGGUUGCAUGGACCACCAGGAUAUGGACUUCAUGGAACAGAAGGCCCUAAAGGAUCUCAAGGAUUUCCUGGUUUGCCUGGGUUACAUGGAGUAGCUGGCCCCCAAGGUGAACCUGGUAAAGUAAAUGCAAUUCCUGGACCUCCUGGACUUCAGGGGCCAGAUGGUAGAUCUGGAAUACAAGGAGGAAGAGGCAGUGAUGGAUCCAGAGGGCAGCGUGGAAACCCAGGCCUCCCAGGACUGAAAGGUAAUCCUGGCUUAGCAGUGAUUGGACCUCCUGGGAAACCUGGUCUAAAAGGCGACAAAGGACCUCAGGGACCUAAAGGAAUACCAGGCUGCCCAGGAAAAUUAGGAGAACCAGGAUUACCUGGAAAACCUGGAAUCCCAGGAGAAAAGGGAGAACCAGGUCCAGUUGUUCCUGAACAACAAGGAAGACCAGGUUCACCAGGAGAAGAUGGCUUGUCAGGUGAAAAGGGUGAAAGAGGGUUCCCAGGACUUCCAGGUCAACAAGGUCAACCAGGUCAUGAUGGAGCUGAUGGGCCAAGAGGAGAUCCUGGAACCCCUGGCAUUCCAGGAGAAAAGGGUGUUCCAGGAAAAAUGGGAGAAUGUCUUACUGGUUUACCAGGACCAUCAGGCCCAUGUGGAAUUAUAGGCCCACAAGGAGCCAAAGGUGUUCUCGGACCCCAAGGAGACCCAGGCAUUCCAGGAUUAGACAUCCCAGGGUCCCAAGGACAAUAUGGGCUACCAGGAUUACCUGGCCUUCAAGGAAGUGAAGGGCUUCAUGGCAUCAAAGGCCAGGCUGGCCGGCCAGGAAUAUCAGGAACACCAGGCCCAAGAGGAGAAAGAGGCUUAAUGGGCCCUGUGGGUAUUCCUGGAUUACUUGGAGUCUCUGGACAUCCAGGUAUCCCUGGAAGCAAAGGUUUUCCUGGCCUUCCAGGGCCAAGAGGAAGAAAGGGAUCUUCUGGGGGCGAAGGGAUGCCUGGAAGCCUGGGACCCAAAGGGGAAAAAGGAGAGCAAGGUGCACAAGGAUGCAUGGGUCUUCGUGGGCCGCCAGGAACGCCAGGUCCAUCAGGUUCCAAAGGCGAUAAAGGGCUUCCUGGAAUUCCUGGGGCACAAGGACAGCCCGGAGCCCCAGGAGACAGAGGGGACAUGGGAGUACCAGGUCCUAAGGGUGAACAGGGUUCUUCAGGUUUGCCUGGACCUGUCGGUAAACCAGGGCCAUCUGGCCUUUUUGGUGUUCCAGGGGAUAAAGGAGAACCAGCUUGUGCUACACCAGGAAAUCCAGGACCCAAGGGCAAUCCAGGUCCUCCAGGAGAAAGGGGAAGAGAAGGCGAAAGUGGAUCACCAGGGAUACCAGGCCUUGUAGGCGAACCUGGACUUCCUGGGAAAAGAGGGGAUUCUGGUUUACCAGGAAUUCCAGGGCACCCAGGAUAUGCAGGUGAUAAGGGUGAUAAAGGGCGAAAAGGAUUGCCAGGACAAAAUGGCAUCAGAGGUCCUCCAGGUCCAACUGCAUUACCAGGUGACAAUGGACCAGCUGGUGAGAGGGGUAAUCAGGGACAUGAUGGUAUUCCUGGUUCCCCAGGUGAAAAGGGAGCACAAGGUUCUCCAGGCCAAGGAGCUCCAGGUUCUCAAGGCCUACCUGGUCCUAAAGGUAUCAAAGGAGAUAUGGGAAUGGCUGGUUUUCCAGGACUGCAAGGUGCUAAAGGUCUUAUGGGGGACCAAGGACCAAGUGGACCUCCUGGCUUACUUGGAGAGGCAGGACUUCCAGGGGAACCAGGGACAGCGAUUAGUGGUCCAAAAGGAAAUAGAGGCCCCACUGGCCCAGAUGGAAAGCCAGGUGUACCUGGUAUUCCAGGACCUGAUGGGCCAUCUAGCUAUAGUAUUAAAGGAAGUAAAGGUGUUCAGGGAAAAGAUGGCUGUCCAGGACAUCCAGGACCUAGAGGUGAUGUUGGUCUACCUGGUCCCCCAGGAGUUGAUGGUAUCCCUGGGUAUCAAGGCCCUAGAGGUGAACCAGGUUUUCAAGGACCUCCAGGCCGAAAAGCAGAAAAAGGCAAUCGUGGACCAUCUGGACCAAUGGGAGUGGCAGGGCCUAGGGGACCAAAGGGACCACCUGGUCAGCCUGGACCACCUGGGCAUGCAGUCUGUUUCCCAGGAAAUCCAGGACCACCUGGACCUCCAGGAAUCCCAGGAAAUCCAGGCGAUCCAGGUCCCAAAGGGCUAUCUGGACCACCAGGGCCUCCAGGUAUGAAAGGUCAGCCAGGCAGACUUGGGAUUUCCGGUAGACCUGGACCACCUGGGCCAAAAGGAGACAAAGGAUUUAAAGGACAAAAAGGUUUCCCUGGAUUUCUUGGUUUACCUGGUAUAAAGGGACCACCUGGAAACCCAGGAAUAUACUUACCUGGGACAGCAGAAAGCGGCUUCAUCUUUUCACGUCACAGCCAAUCAACCAAAAUUCCCUUAUGCCCGCCUGGGACCACUCAAAUCUAUAGCGGUUAUUCUCUUCUUUUUGUACAAGGGAAUGAGCAAGCACAUGGGCAAGACCUUGGAACAACAGGUAGCUGUCUUCAAAGAUUUACCACCAUGCCCUUUUUAUUUUGCAAUCCCAGUAAUGUGUGUCGCUUUGCUUCUCGCAAUGACUAUUCAUACUGGUUGUCAACUGCAGAACCAAUGCCAGCUGAUAUGGCACCAAUUUCUGGGAAAGCUUUGGAGCCCUAUAUUAGCAGGUGCAUUACCUGUGAAGGCCCCGCAAUGGUAAUAGCAGUCCACAGUCAAACAACUUCAGUCCCACCAUGUCCUGAAGGCUGGCAGUCUCUUUGGAAAGGAUUUUCUUUUGUUAUGUAUACAGGUGCAGGCUCAGAAGCAUCUGGACAAGCGCUAGCCUCCCCAGGAUCAUGUUUAGAAAAUUUUUAUGCCAUCCCGUUUAUAGAAUGUCAUGGCAGAGGGACGUGCAAUUAUUACUCAAACUCCUACAGUUUCUGGCUGGCUUCAUUAAAUUCAAGAAGAAUGUUCAGGAAACCAUUGCCACAAACUGUGAAAGGUGGAGAACUGGAAAAAAUCAUCAGCCGCUGUCAAGUCUGCAUGAAAAGAUCAAACUAA
Euleptes europaea (tarantolino) is the source of this 4647-nucleotide messenger RNA. It is a transcript of the gene COL4A3, whose product is annotated as collagen type IV alpha 3 chain. Gene Ontology annotation, cellular component: collagen trimer. Gene Ontology annotation, molecular function: extracellular matrix structural constituent. The record is from RefSeq and is a predicted model, not a curated record. The transcript is spliced from 48 exons. The coding region runs from base 1 to 4647 and encodes 1548 amino acids. NCBI's taxonomy places the organism in Eukaryota, Metazoa, Chordata, Lepidosauria, Squamata, Sphaerodactylidae.